This is a messenger RNA of Penaeus chinensis, 1682 nucleotides long. RefSeq lists its product as uncharacterized. NCBI's taxonomy places the organism in Eukaryota, Metazoa, Arthropoda, Malacostraca, Decapoda, Penaeidae. The transcript is spliced from 5 exons. The record is from RefSeq and is a predicted model, not a curated record. Bases 371 to 1072 code for a protein of 233 amino acids.
GCGUUAGGCGUUUGGUGUGAACGAGAAAGGAUGUGCUCUACUUUCCUCGAACUGCGAGGAAAACGUUUUUGCGAAAAUAGCUCACCAUUACAAAAAGAAAUACAGGUGGUAAGGAAACAGAAAAUAGAUACUUUAUAAUGUGUCACUCUGAAGGUAUAAGUAAACUAAAAGGACAAGAAGGAAGAAGACGUGGCAGAACGGAAGAAGUGAAAAGUGUAGGAGGGGCAGAGUGGGAUUUUUCCCAGAGGAAGGAAUGCGUGCGUGAGACGGCAGAAGGAAGAAAAAAAGGUGCGUCAGACAGAGAACAGAGGAAAGGAAAAGUGCGGAAUAAGAUGGUCAGGGAAAAUUAAGAGUUAGAGACGUCAACAAAAUGGGAGGAAAUGAAAGGACGAAUUCCGAAUAUGGCAAAGAAUUUUCUGAUGAGGAAUACACCACUGGGGCGCCAUCACUCAAGGAAAAGCUCAUUGCUUUGUACGAAAAAGGUGACGCUUCCCAUGUGCUUCGCCUUAUGGCGGCGGCUACAUAUACGCCCGAGGACAGAAUGAUGACCUCCUGGGAUCCCUUGCUGCUGUGGGUAAGGCCGGGGCGCUGCUGCAUCGAGGCGAUCGCGGACCACGUGAGGGAGGGCCGCUGUCGUGGCCUGGUUUCCGUCGGCUGUGGGACGGGCCUGCUGGAGUGGCUGGUUAGCGCGCUCACGGGCAUAUCUGUCUCAGGCUACGAAAUCAACGCCGAUUGGUGGGCGUCGCCGUACUCGCCGCCAAGAUUCAUCCCCCUCGUCUUCGUCGAGCCAGACGCCCCCCCGCCCGCCGUCCCUCCGUCGCACGCCCUCAUGUGCUGCUACUUCAACAAUGGGGACGCUUUUAGGAAAUACGUUGACUCAUACGACGGUCCUGUAAUGAUCAUCAUUGGAUCCAUUGAUAAGAACAGGCACACGGACCCUCGUCCACUUGAUUAUGCCCACGUUCACCCAUGGAGUCUGACGCACACCCACCCAAUCACUGACACCGACCUCAUUGGCUUCUACGUUCGAGACCAACUCAAACAAGAGGCUGUAAGGAAACUGCGGAUGUAACCGUACAAGCUAAUUAGGAUUCGUAACAAUUCCACUUCAUCAGAUAUAUUGUAAUGAGUAUUCUGUAUGUGCAAAUGGUCUUGAAACAUAAAGGAUAGUGUGCCUUUUCAAUUUCACGUUUGCUUAGCGUCCAAAAAAGAAGCCGUUAUUGUGCAGUAAUAUUAUCAAAUAAAAGUCACAUCUCAUAAAAUACAUUUUGUGCUGGGCUGCUUUCCAGACCCACCGGUAUUCUGAAUCUGGCUGUCAAUAAUCUGAUUUUCAAUGGUCCAACCUGGAAAUCUGUUUUAUGGAAGCAUGUGUAUCUGCAUAUUUUCACAUACAUUAAUAGUGUGAAGGAUUCUAUCAAGAAAAGUAUUUCGGUGUAAGGUUAACAACAUUUAUUGUAUAACAUUAUUGUACUUGUAAAUAGAUUUGUAAUAAUAUUCUGUUGAAGAGAGCAGGAAAAAAAUAAUAAUUAAAGGAGCGAAUAAAUUAUAAAAUGUAAAAAUUGCCCGAACCAUCUAACAUACUCAGUGUUUUUUGUCUGCAGCUGUAUGAUACGUAAAGGUAAAGUAUUAGUAAAGGAGUGUCAUUUUGGGUGGGGGUAUGAGAUGCUACCCCCUCAAGUUUU